ACUGUCGACGGGUACACCGUCCUUCACCUCGCAGUUGCCUCCACCCAGUGGAAGGGUGUGCAGGUCUUGGAGAGCCUUUUGCAGGAUACUCGGGUCAAUAGGAACCCGAGAGACAUUUUCGGAAGGACUCCAUUGAACAUUGCAGCCAGUUCAGGAGUCUAUGACGCCGUGAAGUUGCUCCUUUCCAACGGAGCGGACGUCAAUAUGUCCAGCAAUCCGACAUGCCCGGAUGGAAAGCUGUGGACCCCCCUUCACGCCGCGGCGGCCCGUGGCCACGAAGGUAUCGUUCGUCUCCUGACCUGCCAUCCGCACAUCGACUUGAAUCGGAAAGGCAUUUUCGGUGAGACGGCACUGGAUCUUGCGUUGAGAGCCUCUUGUGUCUCCGCGGCAAACGUGCUUCUCUCUACGAGAGGGAUCCAGGCGCCGGAUACUUGCGUUAACCCCGACGGUACCUACCUCUUCUCGGACCGAUACAGUGACGCCAUAAAUAGGCUGUUGCAGAGACAUCUCAUGGCAGGGAAUGCCCAAGUUGAGUUGGAAGAUGAGUGGGCUUGAGAAGAGUGUGUCGUCCGGUGACAAUUUGCCCGUGCGAAUUCCCUUCUAUUCCCGAAAAUUCCGUUCGCCCUCGGGCUUUCCAUAUUCUCUACGUUCUCGCAUUUUCCGGCUCUUUUUCUGAGGUUUUCUUUUCCCGUCUCUAAAGGUUUGUUCCUCCUCAAAUGUGGUAUCUGCUUGUUUCAUCGCUUUCCGUUGGGAUUUUCUUCUAAAAAAUGAGGUUGGGGGUAGGCCCUCGAUUCCAUUCCCGAAUUCUGUUCGCCCUCGGGCUUUCCAUAUUCUCUACGUUCUCGCAUUUUCUGGCUCUUUUUCUGAGGUUUUCUUUUCCCGUCUCUAAAGGUUCGUUCCUCCUCAAAUGUGGUAUCUGCCUGUUUGAUCGCCUUCCGUUGGGAUUUUCUUCUAAAAAAUGAGGUUGGGGAUAGGCGCUCGAUUCCUUUCUACUGGAGUUUCCGCUUUUCUGGGGGCCCGUUUGAGGCGGUUGGUGGUACUGCUGGUUAGAAUGGUUUCCGCAACGAUUGUUUCGGAUUUGAUAUGUCUCUUGCCCGUCUUUUUUUGAGAAGGGUUCCUCUGCUCAAUUUUCCGUCAUUUGAUGUGUUUUCUUUGUUCAGGACGGGGUAUUUGAUGGAUCUGCUGUAACGUGGCUGGCUACCUUGGACGGUGAUUUCUGUGCUUGCUUUCUCUACAUUCUUCU
Messenger RNA from Tuber aestivum (summer truffle), 1243 nucleotides. Lineage: Eukaryota; Fungi; Ascomycota; Pezizomycetes; Pezizales; Tuberaceae. The record is from the annotation of a GenBank genome assembly.